AUGCCGGCUGCAGCAAUCUUACCGCUUCCAGCACCUCCUGUUAAUGGAGAUGGGUCUCCUCCUCCACCGUCCCAAGUGAUAGAACAGCAGCCGAGGGAAGAUAGGCUGGAAAAUGAGGAGCAGAACAGAGCACCAGUUGCGACUCAUACGAGAACUAUUGGAAUUAUUCAUCCUCCGCCAGAUAUUAGGAGUAUUGUUGAUAAAACCUCGCAGUUUGUGGCAAAAAAUGGACCUGAGUUUGAGAAGAGGAUUAUUGCAAACAAUGCUAACAAUGCCAAGUUCAAUUUUUUGAAUCCAUCGGAUCCAUACCAUGCUUAUUACCAACAUCGUUUGACAGAAUUUCGGGCACAGAAUCAAGCUCCUGGACUGCAGCCUACUUCACAGCCUGCAGAUUCAGCUGCUCCUGAUUCAGCUCCGAAACCUGAUUCAGCUGCUGAUGGAAAUGAAGCUACGAAACCGGAUCCUGCAGCACAGUUUAGAUUACCUCCUCCUAAGGUUCUUGUACCCCCAGAAGCUGAGCAGUAUACUGUUCGGCUUCCGGAAGGGAUUACUGGAGAGGAACUUGAUAUUAUUAAGCUCACGGCUCAGUUUGUUGCUCGAAAUGGGCAAGCAUUCUUGACUGGAUUGACAAACAGGGAGAUGAACAAUCCUCAGUUCCACUUCUUGAAGCCAACCCACAGCAUGUUCACCUUCUUUACUGGACUUGCUGAUGCAUAUUCUAAAGUUUUGAUGCCUCCAAAGGACUUGACUGAGAAGCUGACGAAGAGUGUUGUUGACAUGACCACCGUGCUUGAAAGGUGCUUGCAUCGCCUUGAAUGGGAACGCUCACAGGAGCAGGCAAGACAGAAAGCUGAGGAUGAGAUUGAACUGGAGCGGAUGCAAAUGGCGAUGAUUGAUUGGCAUGAUUUUGUUGUGGUUGAGACUAUAGACUUUGCAGAUGAUGAAGAUGAGGACUUGCCUCCCCCAAUGACACUUGAGGAGGUUAUAAGGAGGAGUAAGAUAUCUGCUAUGGAUGAAGAUGAAAUCGUUGAGCCUGGAAAGGAGAUGGAAAUGGAAAUGGAUGAAGAAGAGAUGCAGCUAGUUGAGGAAGGCAUGAGGGUUGCAAGUAUUGAAGAGAAUGAUGGUGAGAAGGACACAAGGACAAAUGAGGAGCCAGAACCACCUAUGAGGAUUGUGAAGAAUUGGAAGAGACCUGAGGAGAGGCUCCCUGCUGAAAGAGACCCAACAAAGUUUGUUGUUUCCCCUAUCACUGGUGAGCUAAUUCCCAUUAGCGAGAUGUCCGAGCACAUACGAAUUUCCCUAAUUGAUCCUAAGUACAAGGAGCAGAAGGAAAGGAUGUUUGCCAAGAUUCGGGAAACUACUCUUGCACAGGAUGAUGAGAUCUCUCGAAACAUAGUAGGACUUGCACGAUUACGUCCUGAUAUCUUUGGCACCACAGAGGAAGAAGUUUCUAAUGCAGUGAAGGCUGAAAUUGAGAAGAAGAAAGAUGAGCAACCAAAGCAGGUCAUAUGGGAUGGUCACACGGGAAGCAUUGGUCGCACUGCAAACCAAGCUAUGUCUCAGAAUGCUGGUGAGGAUCAAAAUGAAGCUGUUAACAAUGAUGCAAGGAACCUUCCUGGUCCGGCAGCUCCUCCUCCCCGACCUGGUGUGCUGCCAGUCCGUCCCCUCCCUCCGCCACCAGGACUGCAGUUGAAUCUUCCUCGUGUACCUCCAAAUACAGUUCAAUAUUCUGGUCCAACUGGUGGGGCAUAUCCUGUACCUCCACAAAGGCCGGUCGGUAUUCAGAUUAUGCAGCCAAAUUAUCCCCCUCCUCCAAUGCAAAUGGCAUCUGGACAGCAACACGUUAUGAUAAAUCGACAACCCCCUAUGCCUACAUCUAUGUCUGGGAAUCCAAGUCUACCUGUGCCGCCUCCACCUGGAUCUCAAUAUAAUUCUAUGGCAGUUCCUCGACCUUUUGUUCCUCUUCCUGUCCCUCAACCUGGAUUGCCUAUGAUGCCUCCACCACCUCCUCUGCCUCAAGGAAUGCCUCCACCACCUCCACCUGAGGAUGCUCCUCCUCCACUUCCAGAUGAACCAGAGCCGAAGAGGCAAAGACUUGAUGAUUCUGCGCUUGCUCCAGAAGAUCAGUUUCUGGCUCAACAUCCUGGACCUGUGCACAUCACUGUUGCUGUUCCCAAUAUUGAUGAAGGAACUCUCAAAGGGCAAGUUUUGGAGAUUAUGAUGCAGUCCUUGUCUGAAACUGUUGGCAGCCUGAAGGAGAAAAUUGCUGGAGAGAUCCAACUUCCUGCGAACAAACAGAAAUUGAGUGGAAAAGCUGGUUUUCUGAAGGAUAAUAUGUCACUUGCAUAUUACAAUGUUGGACCAGGAGAGUCGCUGUCUCUCUCUUUGAGAGAGCGUGGUGAACUUCGCAGCUUAGUUUAUUUGCUAUUUCAUGGUUCGCCUCAUCCGAUAUCAGAAUUGGCCCUCUAUCUUGAACUUGCUUUUCUAGGUCUCUGCCUCUCUGGCGGCCAUGGAGUGUACCUUUUCGAGACCGGAGGCCUCGGCUUGGUCUUGAGCAUCAGUUCCAUUAACAGCCAACGUUCUGUAGACAAUUUGUACGCGCAAGUGUAUGAGAGGAGACGGAGGGAGAGGGAGAGGGGGAGAGAGGAUGUUAGAAGCUGGCCAUUUGCUAUCUGCUCAAAGCAUGAUAGGAUUUCCAACCGCCUAUCCAUCAAGGACAAGAAGAUCACAAAGAUAAGCAAGAAAAAUCAUAGGGCUCCCCGCCGUUUGGUUACAAUAUCAACUUCAAACGGGAGAUGGCAAGGUAAAUGGACUUCUGACUACCUACUGUCCCUUCAAGACCUGAAGUUAGAAGACUUGAUUGAAGAUGAACAAGAAGAUGCUGAGGUUAUAUAUGUGAAGCCUGGACAUGAAGCUGAUCUUGACUCAUUGAUACAAGACACAAUAAGGCUUACCACCUCAGUUAAAGAUACUUGCUCACAAUCAUGCGAGAAAUCCGAACCCAAAUUGCUACAUAUCGGUGGACAGAAAGCAGCUUCUAUUGAUAAGAGGUGGUCUAGACUCUUGGAGCUAAAGAAGGAAACUUUGUUGGAAGACCUUUGUAAUGGCAGGUACUACAGCGAAAGGCAUCUCCUAGUCCACAAUGAGAAGCAAAACAAAACAAAUUCAGAGGAAAAAUCAAAUGAAGCCACAUGGUUGGACAUUGCCGAGGUAAAACUCCAAUUUCUAGAGUUUAGCCUUGAGGACAAGGCUAGUCUUCUAGAGGUGACGAAUGUUACGAAUCAAAAUCCCUUCCAAUCCGGCAUUGAUGUGGAGGAUACAAGGGUUCAACAUCCUUUGAGAGUUUAUAUGCAUAGAAAGAGGAAUUCUAAUUGA
Dovyalis caffra is the source of this 3375-nucleotide messenger RNA. NCBI's taxonomy places the organism in Eukaryota, Viridiplantae, Streptophyta, Magnoliopsida, Malpighiales, Salicaceae. The record is from the annotation of a GenBank genome assembly.